UAAACAGCGGUCUGUCAGCUGGGAGCCUCGCGGUUAAAAACACAUUUAAAAAACUCAACAUUUAAAUGAUAUUUUCGUGAAACUUUUACUGCCGAAUUUGACUUUUGUAUCUGUAGAAAUGUGCCGUCGCUGAUCUGUUUAUUUCCGUCUUUUCUUACGUGAAUUGUGAUGAGUUUUAGCGGCGUUGACGGAAACUUGAACGUCGUUUCCUCGCAGUUAGCCAUGCUAACGUCACAGUUAGCAGUAACGUUAAUGAUAUUACUUUAAUUAAUAUUCAUGGCUUAAUGACAACUUCGCGGUUUGUCGCAUUUAUCAUAAGCCUUAUUUAAAGUGACAUCUGUCUCACCGGGAGUCUACUGCGGGUUUGAGUUCAACUUUAUGGUGUGGAUGUGCCGCAUGACCAGCAGCAGAGCCGGUGAUGAACGCGGUCCUGGAGUCUGUUAUCAGAGGGAGCUCGUGUGUUCAGCUACCAGCCCAAAACUCAGUGAUGAUCUCUCAGCUCUUCAUUCUGUCCUCAAAGGGCGACCACCUCAUCUACAAAGACUUCCGCGGAGAAGCAGGAAGUGAUGUCAUCAGUGUUUUCUACGAGAAGGUCACAGCGCUGACCGGAGACCAACCACCCGUCGUCAUGAGUCACAAAGAUCUUCACUUCGUCCACGUCAGACAGGGAGGGCUGUACUGGGUCGCCACAACGACAGCUGACUCCUCCCCCUUCACCAUCAUCGAGUUCCUCAACAG
Messenger RNA from Plectropomus leopardus (leopard coralgrouper), 738 nucleotides. The record is from RefSeq and is a predicted model, not a curated record. Lineage: Eukaryota; Metazoa; Chordata; Actinopteri; Perciformes; Serranidae.